This is a messenger RNA of Magallana angulata, 3039 nucleotides long. Its product is annotated as phospholipid phosphatase 1-like. The transcript is spliced from 6 exons. Gene Ontology annotation, molecular function: phosphatidate phosphatase activity. Gene Ontology annotation, biological process: phospholipid dephosphorylation; signal transduction; phospholipid metabolic process. NCBI's taxonomy places the organism in Eukaryota, Metazoa, Mollusca, Bivalvia, Ostreida, Ostreidae. The coding region runs from base 106 to 1011 and encodes 301 amino acids. The record is from RefSeq and is a predicted model, not a curated record.
AUGACUGUAACUUGCACUUCUCCGGGAUGGUCAAGAGUACGCAAGGUCGAUGUUGAUGGUGCCCAGUUUGCUUGAAGAGUGGGCUGAAUCUCUAUAGAGGUUGUCAUGGAACGGAAAUUAGUGUUCAGGGUUGUUAUCGAUGCUGUCUGCAUUCUAAUAGUUGUCCUACCAAGCUUGAUUUUGUUUGUAUUGGGGAAAUCAUUCCAAAGAGGGUUAUACUGUGAUGACGAGAGCAUUAAGCACCCCUACAAGACUAACACAAUCCCUACAUGGGCAGCCUCAUUUGUUGGCUUAUCACUCCCUGUUUUGUUUGUAAUUGUCAUAGAAGCUUCCAGAUUUUCAGUCUCCAAAAGAAAUUUCCUUGAUGUGACCAAAAGAAAGUUUGUGAUCUCGGUGUACAGAACGUUGAGUUCCUUUUUUUAUGGGGCAGCUAUAACCCAACUAUUAACUGACAUAGCUAAGUACAGUAUAGGGCGACUGAGGCCUCAUUUCUACACUGUGUGUAAACCUAAUAUCCAGAACUGUACUUGGAACACUGGCUACAUCGAAGACUUUUCAUGCACAGGGACAGAUUUGGAAGCUAUCAACGAAGCAAGAUUGUCUUUUCCGUCUGGCCACAGUUCCAUUACAAUGUAUUGCAUGUUCUUUGUUGUUAUGUACCUACAGAACAGAAUGCGGUGGAGGAAAUGCUGGCUGUUGAGGCCAGUGAUACAGAUCCUUGUGUUUAUCAUAGCCUACUACACCUCCAUCUCCAGGAUCUCUGACUACAUGCACCACUGGAGUGACGUCCUGGGCGGAUCUGUCCUUGGAAUCUCUGUAGCCAUUCUAGUGAUCUUCUUUGUGUCUGACGUGAUGUCAGAUGUUGCCUGCUGUCAGAGCGGCAGUAUCAAUAAUCCCAGCAUUCCCCUGUACACAACACACUCUGAAGAGGACCGCAUAAGUGUAAAGCAUUCAAAUGAUUCACACUUAUCUCCUGGGGGUACAAGCCAUGCUGCUUCCUCCCAACCUUGACCAUAUUCACCUUUUGGUGUUUGUUGCACACUUGGCUGUUAAUUACAAAGUGCUUUGUUAAUACAUUUGCUUUUUAUAGCCUUUCUUCUGAUUGAUAUAUAUGUAUUCAUGUAUUUAUUAAUUCAUCAAUAUUUUCCUUUGUAUACACAUUUAUUAAUUAUAUUAUUUUUUUUUUAAACUUCUUUCAUAUUUUUCUGUGACAUACAGCUAACAAUUUGAUUCAAUAAUUCUUUAUCUUUCAAGAAAUGCUUGUUCUUCCAGCACAUUUUAUUUGUGUGAACUUAACAUGGAUCUGUUUUAAUUCAUGGGUUUCCUAAAAUUUCUCACAAGUUGUUGGGGGUUCCUUAGAUAUCUUAAAAGUUUAUUUAGAGAGACUAUUUACCUAAAUAGAAGUGACAAUAGUGGAAAAUAGCAAUUUUAUUGUGAAAGCCAAGUUCAAAUUUUCUGUGUAAAUGAUUUUAAUCAAAUUGAUUUUAAAGCACAGAUAUAAGGCCAUCAAUCUGAUAGAAGUUCACUUGAAUGACUUGGUUAAGUAUUAAGGUGGAAUAACACACCUGGAAAAAGUCACUCAAAUUAACAGGAAAUGUUUUGAUAAUGAAAGAUAUAAUGAUAAAUAAACUGUACAAAUGUCAAAUAAGCGAAAUAUUUGUAGUUUGGGGAUAAAAAAUGAAUAUCUAAAAUAAUUAUUCAAGUAAGUAACAACAAAAGCCCCUGCGGGAUUCGAAUUCGGGAUGUACGGAUCACAAGUCCGACACUUUAUCCACUCGACUAUGGGGUAAGUUACAAGUUUCAGUCCUUAAAAUUCUUUUAAUAAAAUGAAAUGUAGUUUCGAUCAGCUGUCAGCCAUUUUGUGAUGUUGUGUUAUUCCACCUUAAUAGUAAUAUUCUACAAAAGAAAGGAAAUUUUGCACGAUAUAUAUAUGUAAAAUUAAAGUACAGAUAUACCUUUUGAGCGUAUAAAUCUUUACAUGUUAUAAGUUAAUUAUAAAUUUAUUUAAUGUCAAUUUUAUCUUGAUAUUUACAUUUCUGACAUAAUUUUGGCUACUAGCUGGUAUAUUCUGUUUAUUUUGAUGUAUGAUCUUCUUUCAGCCUCUUAAAAAAAAAUUUGCAACAUGAAGAACAGCUCAAAUUAAAGCAUGCAUUCAUUGUAAGUUAUUUAGAUAUCAUCAAAAUUUUGACAUACCAGUACCGGGUACAUAAUUUUUUUGAAUCCCAACUAUAUUAUUACUGUACAUACAGGCCAGGGACACCUAAUUUGUAAAUACUGGUAGCUUUACUGAAAAUUUCAUUUCACUAUAAAAUAUCAUGUACAGUCAAACUUAGUUAUCUUGAACCAGAUGGGACUGUUUAAAAACUUCGAUAUAUCCGAGUAUUCAGGAUAUCAAGGGAAAAAUACUUAAAAAAUAAGACGUUGGGACUUGCAAAUCACUUUGAUGUAUUCAUUGUAUUCGACAUAUCGAAGUUCAACUUUACUACAUUUGAUUUUCAGUACCAGUAUAUGUAAACAAAUGAAUUUUUCCCAAAUGGUCCAAGAGAUUUCUAGAUUUUCACACUACUACAGUUUUUAGUGGUCUUGUUUUUUUUUUUUUAUAGUUGGUGUUUAAUAUUCAUAAAACAUUUUCUUUGCUCUAUUUAAUACAAUAACAUGUAUAUAGCCAUGUUUAAUAGUAGGAUAUCUCUACAUAUCCAUUAGUUUAGGUUUUUAUUUAUUCUUUCAUCUUAUAUCUUUUUUUGUUUGAUAUAUGUGUACAUGCCUUUACCCAAUAUCUGUUUGAUCAGCGAAUGCAUACCUUAAAUUUCUAUAAUCUGUAAUUUUUCACAGAAUAUUAAUCUUUACUAUGUUGGUUUAUGUGUGGAAUAUUUUGUAGAAACAAUGGUUAGAAUUUAUAUGUGAUUGAGGAGGAGGGGGAUUGAUCAGUAAAUAAAUAGUGCAUGCUUUUCUUUUCUAGCUGCCUGAUAACUCUCCAGACUAUAGUGGUAUUCUACAAGAACAUUGACUUUUGUCAAUAAAAAUUGUUGAAAUAUUUAA